Molecule: messenger RNA, 622 nt
Organism: Fusarium falciforme
Lineage: Eukaryota; Fungi; Ascomycota; Sordariomycetes; Hypocreales; Nectriaceae
Exons: 2
Coding region: 1-486 (161 amino acids)
Biological process (GO): DNA-templated transcription
Molecular function (GO): DNA binding; zinc ion binding
Source: RefSeq, a predicted model, not a curated record
AUGUGCUCCUACAUUGAGUAUAGACGAACGGGACCCUUAUGGCUGGGAAUCGCUAUUCAGCACGCCAAAGAUGCCCGAGCACACGAUUACAACUACAUGGAGGUCAACGGUGGCCAAUACGCCACCUCCGGAAGGAAGCGACACAAUCUGUUGAAACGUCUAUGGUGGUGUUGCAUCAUCUGCGACAGAACUGUGUCUUUGACGUGUAGGCAGAGCAUCAUGGUGACCAACUCGUUCUUCGACUUUGACGACAAGAGUAAGCUUCUGUGCAGCGCAGAUUUGGUAGACGAAGUUGACGCCUCUCGGGUGUUUGAGCCUAUGACCAAGAUCCUUGUUGCUGGCAUUCUGGAGAACUUGGUCGAGCUGUGUGUGUUGGCAACCGACGUGCUUCUGAUGUCGUCUCUUGUAUACAACAACUCCUCGUCAUUCUUUGGCCACAGUAGCAUGCGAAAGAUCAGUCAAUGCAAGAUACGACUUCAGCAAUGAUAUGUUGUCGCACUUGCCAAUAAGCGUGUAAGUUGUGUUGUGUUUGACGACCUACGUCUGUCCAUGCUGAUUGGACCCGUAGCAUCUGCCGUAUCGCAUUUCCGCUGGUCUUGUGUCUGCUCAACAGCUGGCUUAG